Messenger RNA from Cyclocybe aegerita, 1512 nucleotides. The record is from the annotation of a GenBank genome assembly. Lineage: Eukaryota; Fungi; Basidiomycota; Agaricomycetes; Agaricales; Hemipholiotaceae.
AUGUCUGCUGCAACACCCCUCGUCCAUGUCGAUCUCACGGACAGCGUUGGGGCCCUCCAGAUCGGGUCGCUCUUCUCGAUAUUCCUCUUCGGUAUCGUGACGCUUCAGGCGUACAUAUACUAUACGACGUUCCGCCAGGAUCGGUGGGGGUAUAAGACUCUCGUUGGUGCGGUGUGGUUAUUGGAAAUAGGACACACGAUCGCCGUUAGCUAUGAGGUCUAUCGCGCGACCAUCACCCUCUACGGAAAGCCUCAACUCCUGCUCACCUUCCCAGCUCUGAGUUCAGGAAUCGCGAUCGCAGGAGCCAUAACAACAUUGGUCCAAUGUUUCUUCGCUCUUCGUCUAUUCCGAGUGCUUCCCAAGCCCUACGCGUACAUCGGGAUUUUCUGCAUGUCCUUGUCGAGCAUCCGCUUCGUAGGGAGCGUGUACCUGUCCUACCGUGCAGUGACGUCCAAGAGCGUGCAGGACUACCGUGAAAACAACUCGUGGCUCGUCACGACUCUGCUCAGCACCGGCGCCAGUAUCGACGUGAUUAUCGCGGUUUCCAUGUUGUACUACCUUUCGAAGAAGAGGAGCCAGGCCUUCGAACGAAUUGCCACCGUCAUUGAUCGUCUUAUUGCCUACACCGUCCGCACUGGAUUACUUACGAGUGUCGCGGCUGUUGUUUUGCUCAUUUGUUACCAGGCCAUGCCUAAUAAUCUCGUCUGGCUGGCUCUUUACACGUCUCUGGCAAAACUGUACUCCAACAGUCUCUUGGCGUCCCUCAACUCCCGACAAGAGCUGAGAGAGGCGUCAAGCACGUCCAUGCCCUCGUUAGACCGUUUCUCGAGAGGAAGGUCCUCUCGGGGCGGCAAUAAUACCGCUCGCGUCGAGCUUGCACCCCAAACGAUAUCAAUCGAAAUGAAGACCACGAUGGAAACGACGCAAGAUGAUUCCUUCGAUCAGUCCAUCCGCUCUUACGGUGGACACAGUCUACUAAGGAAUGGGUGCGUCAGCUUCUCUUUCACCAUCAGCGCAACAGCCAUUCUGACCUUCUGCGAAGACGCCGCAGCACAUUCGCACUACGAGUCAAGAAGCACAGUAUCCGACUCUGGAAUCUCGAGCCAAGCGGAAGCACGAGCGGGGUACUCCUUGGAGCGUUCUCUUUCAACUUCGUCGCACAUAGAGCGUGCUCGGAUGCGCACCCACGACGCUUUGAGUGUACCGAAUCCUGUGGAGGCCGGAAAUGGGGAGCCAGAUCAUGGUGUCAGGCAGCCGAAUCAGGUCCAGGAGCUGCAGGAGCAUAUUUCUCCACUUGUCGAACAUGCAGUCCUCCCCGAGCGCGAGCUUGCCCGAGUCUACUUCGGCAUCGAGCAAAUCAAUGGUCGCUUCCUUUCGAUCCUCCAUGAGCACUCUAUUUCCCGCAUGCUGCCGCACAAGAAACUCGAAGCAGGCGAGCACGACUUGUGGGACGUCCGGCUUGCCGUCAAAGCUUCACUUGACAAGGGCGAAGAUCAUGUCGAUUCGAUAUAG